UGCCAUUUUGAGCCAAAUUGCGGCUUGUACAGCGCACGGGGUCUGAUAAUCCAAAUACUUUUUCGGAUUGAAGUAUCUUUUCUAGCUGUAUCGACCUACAUUGAAAAUAUAGGAAACUUUAUUUCUUGGUUUUUGUGUUUAAUGCAGAGUACAAUUAUUGAAUUUAGAUUGUAGCGCAACCUAGUUUUGAGUGUUUAGCAUUAGCCAGCUAGCUCAUUGAUAGUGAACCACAUUGUUAGAACGAGGUCGUCGUCAGUGAAUGAGCAUUUUGCUAAAUUGCUAGCCAGUAAGCUAACAAAGGAAUAUAUCGUGUCGGCUUCUUAGGACCGUUGUCGAUACGCAAAACGUGCCUUAUUUGGUUCAGAGUAAAUCUAGGCCAUAAGGACGUUUUAAAGUUGUUUGGUAAAUAACGUUACUUGAUUUGCCAUUGUUUGCGCUAGAGUGCUGUUCUACGCGGUUUCAGUGAAACGUUCGUCGCUGCUUGCUAGGUAACAGAUUCCGCGUGUUGAGAAAACCUUUGUCGCUAAUGAAAAUGGCCGAGUGUUAUAUUCGUGUGGCGGAAGAUGAGAAUGAGGAGCCCAUGGAAAUCCCAUCCGAGGAGGACGGCACCGUAUUGCUGUCGAGCGUCUCUGCACAGUUUCCAGGGGCUUGCGGCCUACGUUUCCGGAGCCCAGUGUCCCAGUGCAUGCGAGGGGUCCGUUUGGUGGAAGGAAUUCUUCAUGCUCCCGAAAAUGGAUGGCAGAAUCUGGUCUAUGUCGUUAACUAUCCUAAAGAUAACAAAAGGAAGAUGGAUGAGAUGGAUGCUGCCUUGGCCUCAAAAAUGAAAAGGGGGGAUCAGAAGACCUCAGACCUGAUUGUGUUAGGGUUACCAUGGAAAACCUCAGAGCAGGACCUGAAGGACUAUUUUGCCACUUUUGGGGAAGUCAUCAUGGUCCAGGUCAAACGUGAUGUGAAGACUGGAAACUCAAAGGGCUUUGGAUUCGUGAGGUUCACAGAAUACGAAACUCAGAACAAAGUGAUGUCACAGCGUCACAUGAUUGAUGGAAGAUGGUGUGACUGCAAGCUCCCUAAUUCAAAGGCCUUUAGUCCAACGGAUUAUAUGUUUGGCUUUCAGGCUGGUCCCGACGAGCCCAUGAGGUGCAGGAAAGUGUUCGUCGGCCGAUGCACUGAGGAUAUGACUGCCGAUGACCUGAGGCAGUUCUUUAUGCAAUAUGGCGAAGUUACUGAUGUGUUCAUCCCAAAACCUUUCCGUGCUUUUGCUUUCGUCACCUUUGCUGAUGACCAGGUUGCCGCAGCACUGUGUGGUGAGGACCUGAUCAUCAAAGGAGUCAGCGUGCACAUCUCCAAUGCUGAGCCUAAGCAUAACAACAGUAGGCAAAUGAUGGAGAGGGCAGGGCGCUUCGGCAAUGGCUUCGGCCAGGGGUUUGGCAGUAGCCGUAGUAUAGGAGGUAGCAGCUCUAGCAACCUGGGUAACUUUGGUACCUUCAACCUCAACCCAGCUAUGAUGGCCGCAGCCCAGGCCGCUCUACAGAGCAGCUGGGGGAUGAUGGGCAUGCUGGCGAGCCAGCAGGGUCAGUCCACCACCUCUGGCACCAGCACGAGUGGGCAGACUAGCUCGACCCGGGGGGAGACCCAGACGUAUAGUUCAGGGAACAGUAACUACAGCACAGGCUCAGCUAGUCUUGGGUGGGGAACCGGCUCUAACUCUACAACUAGCGGGAGUGGGUUCACCUCUGGCUUCGGCUCCAGCAUGGAGUCCAAGUCCUCAGGGUGGGGUAUGUAAUGGGAUUUGAGUUGUUAAAGUUUGUAGUGUGUGUGUGUGUGUGGUAAGUAUUCUGAGAUUUCUUUUUUUUUUUUUUUUUUUUUUUUUUUUUUCGUCAUGUGUUUUUGAGAUAAACAAAACAAACUUUUGAGGGAUAUUGAAUGUUUUGUAUAUUUGGACAUGUUUGUCCAGAAUUUCAUUUAGAGUGUUUGAAGUGGAUCGUUGUUAACCAGGGGGUAAAACCCACCUAGGAUGUCCUUUUCUUUCUUUUUACGUUCUCUCUUAUUGUCAUUUCAACUGGAUUCUGAAAUGCAUGUAUUGUAUAGUUAUGGUUCUUAAAAAAUGCAUGAGCAAGUUAACAUCGAACCACAUUCUUGCAUUUGUUUUUUCCUUUAUGCUCAGUCUUGCAUUGAGAAGAAUCUAGUUGAAACUGAACAGACUUGCUUACUUUUUAAAGUUCAAAUUUGUUUGCAGUCAAGUUUCUACGGAAAAAAAAAAGCCUUCAUCAAAAAUCUCUUCUGCAGUUCACAUCUCUCCCGCUUUCCUGGGAAGACGCCCCUGUUUGGCAGCACUCUGUGGCUGAUGUCACUGUCAGUUGCCCUCUUCCCCAUGCGUUAAUGCUUUGCCACCACAGAACGGCUAUCUCCUUCGCAUGUGCCGACAAGACGGUGGGUGUUCCCUUUUUAUCCACUUUUUUUGUUUUUCUUUUUUUUUAACAAAUCAAAUGGCAAGAUCUGCGCAAAGUGACAUUUUGAGAACUCUGAGUGCGAUUGGGGAUGAUGGCUUGUUGGUGGCGAAGAGUGACGCUGCGAAUGAGAGAAUGGAAAGAGCAAAAGAACGGGUGGAAGAGAGCGAGCGAAAAGACUGGUUGUGCGAUGAGAGCGCGCCACAUGUGACUGCGAUGGGUGGUGGCUUUGGUGCGAGUGUGAAUGGAAGCUUCAGAUGCUACAAGCGCCUCCUUUGUGACCCCUAUGAUGGACAUUUUGUUAACUUUGUACAUCUCCAGAUCUUUUCCCUUCCUUUCCUACCCUCCUUCUUUAACCCUGCUCUCCUCCUACUGCCCCUCCUUUUAGUAUACUGAAGUGCGUAAAAUAGCACCAAGUUUAGUGGAAUGUUGUGAUAUAUAUUUUGUCUUGCUUCUAUAACCCAUCCUGAAUGCUGUAUGGUGUGUGUGCUUUAUUUCCUUGUACUUGACCUGUAAGUGUGAACUUGAUGUGGAUGACAACUUCUGAGGACUCUUGAGGGGGACAUGAGUGAUGGUGUAAGUGAGACUUGUAUGUGGAGUGCUGUGGAUGUCUUUUUGAAUCCCUCCUAGAUAAUGUUGCUCAGUGUUUUAUAUGACAUGUCAAUGAAGGGAGUUCUCUAAUAAAAAAAAAAUGUUGAUUUGAAA
This is a messenger RNA of Alosa alosa (allis shad), 3152 nucleotides long. It is a transcript of the gene tardbpb, whose product is annotated as TAR DNA binding protein b. Lineage: Eukaryota; Metazoa; Chordata; Actinopteri; Clupeiformes; Clupeidae. Gene Ontology annotation, molecular function: RNA binding. The record is from RefSeq and is a predicted model, not a curated record. Gene Ontology annotation, cellular component: nucleoplasm. The transcript is spliced from 5 exons. Gene Ontology annotation, biological process: regulation of gene expression. Bases 527 to 1783 code for a protein of 418 amino acids.